GCAGCUGGGACCGUAGUGAGAGAGGCAAAGUGGGUGGUGGGGGCCUCUGCCCCCCAGGAGGGUGAGGGACUCCCCCAGCCUGGGGGAGGGGGGAGAUACCUGAGUGCCUCUAUGUGGGGGGAUCAGCUGAUGCCCUCAUUUGGAGCCAGACCCCAACGGGUCACUAAUGUGUUCCCUCCUCCUCCCAUUGCUGCUGCGUGGCCAUCUGGCUGCCCCCCGGCUCAGGCCCCAGGGCUGGCUCAGCGGCUGGCUCCCUGCCUGGCGCCCCACAUCCAUGUCCCACCUGAAGAACGUGGAGACCCGGAUCCUGCAGUGCCUGCAGAGCCAGUUCGUGGGGCGGUAUGUGACCCUGCCGAGCCGGGCGCGCCUCUGGACCGUCUCGCUGUGCCCGGAGCAGGGCGAGGGGCGCACCCCCCUGGUGCUGGUGCAUGGCUUCGGGGGCGGCGUGGGGCUGUGGGUGCUCAACCUGGACCGGCUGGGGGCCCGGCGGCCCCUUCAUGCCUUCGACCUGCUGGGCUUUGGGCGCAGCUCCCGGCCCCCCUUCCCCAAUGACGCCCAGGGUGCCGAGGCCGAGUUUGUGCGCUCCAUCGAGGACUGGCGCCGGGAGAUGGGCAUCAGCACCAUGAUCCUGCUGGGCCACAGCCUGGGGGGCUUCCUGGCGGCCUCCUACAGCCUGACGUACCCCGAGAGGGUGAAGCACCUCAUCCUGGUGGACCCCUGGGGCUUCCCUGUGCGCCCCACCGACCCCAGCCAGCUCCGACCUCCCCCCACCUGGGUGAAGGCCAUGGCUGCUGUCCUGGGGCGCUCCAACCCCCUGGCUGUGCUGAGAGUCGCUGGGCCCUGGGGCCCUGGCCUCGUCCAGCGCUUCCGUCCUGACUUCAAGCAGAAAUUCGCGGAGUUCUUUGAGGAUGACACCAUCUCGGAGUACAUCUACCACUGCAACGCCCAGGCGCCCAGCGGGGAGGCGGCGCUGCAGAGGGGGAAUCGGAGCCGGGCGGCCCUGGGGCAGCUGAGGAAGUGGCUGAGGACAGAGUGA
Chelonoidis abingdonii (Abingdon island giant tortoise) is the source of this 1036-nucleotide messenger RNA. The record is from RefSeq and is a predicted model, not a curated record. Lineage: Eukaryota; Metazoa; Chordata; Testudines; Testudinidae.